UGAACAUUACAUAUACACACACAACGAAAGAAAGAAUUACAAAGGUACUCUUCACUGUAUUAAUUGUUGACUUAAUUUAUAUAAUCAUUUUGUAAAGUAAAGACAUGGGAAACUGUAUCGUGCCAGCAUCAUCCAUGGAGUGGGAUGGCGAGGACUGGGGUAAUUCUUUGAAGUCAUCAUCAAGCAAGGUGUUUGAUGAAGCUCAUGUAUUGAGCUUAGCAAAGAACGUGAAGAAGGAGAAGCUUCUGCGAACGCUGAAAAAUUCUGGUGAUGCAAAUGGGAUGGUGAAGAUAAAGAUUUCAAAGAAAGAGGUAGCAGAAUUGUUCGGACUCAUAGAGAAACAACAACUGAAUAACAAGAAGAAGCAAGUAGCUGGUGGAGCUUCUUCUGCAGAACAAGUUCUGCUUCGCUUAAUAAACGCCAGAAACAAAGAUCAUGAAAACUACCAUCACAGACCCUGGAGGCCCGUGCUUGAGACUGUACCUGAGCUUGAUUGAUUGGGAUGGAGCCUUGUCCAUAGAUAUUGAGCAUGCAUAUAAAAAUGUAAAUUGAAUAUUAAUUUUGUGAAGAAGGGUUAAUUGUAUAUUUUGUAAUCUUACCAAUUCAUUGAUUUUAUUCUUUUUCUGUACAAAAUUCUAUUGUGCUUGAUUCGUACGUCCUGAACCAGAGGAUCCACUUUUCCCACUUUUUCAUGUAAAGUAGAGGUUGGAGGAUUUGCAAUACAAUAAAAGUUCAUUCACACC
Molecule: messenger RNA, 743 nt
Organism: Lotus japonicus
Lineage: Eukaryota; Viridiplantae; Streptophyta; Magnoliopsida; Fabales; Fabaceae
Exons: 1
Coding region: 105-497 (130 amino acids)
Source: RefSeq, a predicted model, not a curated record